This is a messenger RNA of Panicum virgatum (switchgrass), 4626 nucleotides long. RefSeq names its product SH3 domain-containing protein 2-like. The record is from RefSeq and is a predicted model, not a curated record. The coding region runs from base 232 to 1860 and encodes 542 amino acids. Gene Ontology annotation, molecular function: protein binding. Lineage: Eukaryota; Viridiplantae; Streptophyta; Magnoliopsida; Poales; Poaceae. The transcript has 11 exons.
CCCACCCUCCCUCCCUCACCCACCCCACCACACGCCACUACACCACCACCGCACUCGCGCCGGAGGGAACAAAACGCGGAGUGGCCGCGCAGGAUCGGACGAGGCGCGGUCUACGGUUUGCCACCACUGUACACCACACCGGCGCGCUACCCGCCUGCCCUGCUACUGUUCCUCCGUCUCCGCACCACUGUUGCUUUCCCCAAUCCGAUCCUCCGUGGUCGAUUGCCGCGGAUGGAGGCGUUGAAGAAGCACGCCAGCAAGCUCCGGGAGCAAGUCUCCAAGCAGCAGAAGGCGGUUUUCAAGCAAUUCAGUGCGCGAUAUAAUCAAGACCCCUCUCUUGUCGAUGAAGCGGAGCUUGAGUGCCACCAGAAUCUCCAGAGGCUUUACAGUACUACUAGAGCCGCUAAGCAUUUCCAGCGAAAUAUUGUACGAGGCGUGGAAGGUUUCAUUGCCAUUAGCACCAAACAGAUGGAGAUUGUGAAAAGACUAGCUGAGGAUUGUUGCAAAUAUGGAGUCGACAAUGAACAUUUUGGUUUUGCUCUUGCAAAGGCAUCUGUGGAGUUUGGUAAUUCUCAUAAACAAAUAGAGAAAGAGCGGGAGGAUCUUCUUAAAGUUCUUGGAGAGCAGGUUUUUGAGCCUCUCCGAGAAAUGAUAAUGAGUGCUCCCCUUGAAGAUGCUCGCUUGCUAACUUACCGUUAUCAACGGAUCAGACAAGACAUGGAGUCUCAGAUAGCUGAUGUGACGAGAAAGCAACUUAAGUCCAAGGAAAGUAGUGGCAACACAGAUAACUCUGUAAAACUGCAACAUGCAGAAUCAAAAUUAUCAGAUCUUCGAACUACACUGGCAGCAUUAGGAAGAGAAGCAACUGCAGCUAUGGAGGCUGUAGAGGCUCAGCAACAGCAAGCUACAUAUGAACGUCUCCUUGCAAUGGUUGAUGCUGAGAGAACGUAUCAUCAAAACGCUGCUGAUAUUCUGAAUAAACUCCAUGAUGAGAUGCUCCUUGCAAGGCAUCAUAGUGAAACAAUAAAACAUUAUGAUGAACAGUCAUCAGAGCCUGAAUCGGAAACUGCUCCAGCGCAAGUGCACUCAGAUAGCACAUCUGAAGAUCCAGUAUUAACUAAACCUAGCGAAUCCACAGGGAAUGGUCAGGAGGUACAAUUUCUUGGGGAGGUUAUUCAUCCAUUCGAUGCUCAGGCUGAUGGUGAGCUCAGUCUAUCUGUGGGCGAAUAUGUUGUGGUCCGCCAGGUGGCAUCAAACGGUUGGUCGGAAGGGGAAUGCAAGGGAAAGGCUGGCUGGUUCCCAUCUGCCUAUGUGAGCGGAGGGACAAAGCCCCGGCAAGCAAGCGGCGCCCUCCUCCCCUCUGGCUCGGCGAAGGCCCGCACGGCGCCGGAUCCGAGCGCGGCGGAGGCCAUGGCGCGGCGGCACCCCGCCGGCUGCACCUCCCCGCCGGUCCGGUCCGCGCGCGGCGGGCGCGACCGCGUGGCGACGGCCUCCUCGCGGCGGCGGCGGCCGGGCCCCGCGCGUGGAUCCGGCCGACCGGCGGGGCUCCUGCCGGCGACAAGGCUGGCCGGCGGCGGGCAAGGCGGCAUGGCGACCAGCAAGAGCAGGCGGUCCCUGCGGGCAUGGCGGCGCGGCCCAGGGCAGCGCGGGGGCGGGCGUCCAGCGCGCGCUCGCCGCGAGGGCGGUGUCGUCGUCCUCGCGGGUGCUGGCCGUCACGCCACGGCGUCCUUCGUGGGCGCGCUGCUCGCGUCCUCGCCCUGCGGGCUCCUGGUGGCCGCGCAGAGGUGCUUCCACCUGGAGAGUGGGGGUGGGGGCAAGGGCGGCGGCGUGGUGGAAGCUGUCCCGGAGAGGAUGCACUGACGAGCAGGACUAGGGGCCGUCAUUUCCCAGCGCCAUCUCGUUCUGCCACUAGGAUCAAAUAAAGCUGUCGUGGAUUGGUGCAGAUGAGGAGAUCCUCGCACCUCUUCUGCCACAAACAAGCACUACCCUACAUCUUCGGCAUUUGGCUAUCCGACAAGGAGAUCUGCACCUGCACGGGCUGAGCUUUUGCACCGACUAAAGGUGAAAUUUCCUCUUCUUUCCCCACGGCUAUGCAAUAUGGAUAUGAAUCAAUGAGUGCUGCCCAUUUGUUCUUUCUGAAUUUUAACACAUAACGGAUGCUAUUAAAUUUUAUUUGGCAACCUACUGAAUCUGAAUCCAUUGCUCAUGUAUAAUUAUUGUUUUGGUUUUUCAAUGCAUAGGUGCUGUUGAAGAGAAAAGAAAAUAGAAAUAAAUUUUGAUUCAGUCUGCAUGAUUCCCAUCUUGAGUUGAGUUUAAUUAUUUUUGUACCAUGUAGAUUUUUAGGGAUAAAGGUGAGAUUUGAGAACUCGGUACUGCAGAAAUUUUAGGGAAAAUGCUGACAAUUUUGGAAUGGACCUGCCCGUAUUUUUUCACUAUUGUUUUUAAGACAUGAGAUUUUGAUUUCAUAAAUCUUGUGGGUUGCUUUCUACCACCAAUGGAAUUUGGGUUGCAAAUUGUGAUUGGGAUAAUUGAUCAGAUUCCUUAUUACGGCUUUCGGGAGCUUUGGCGGCAUGGGUGGUGUAGUGGUGUUAUCUUUGUGCUAAUACUAACACUCAUCAUCAGGUUUGAUCCAAACUUAUUAACUGCAAUUUCAAAGUGUAAGCACUUAACUGCUUCCUGUGGAUGUUUUCUCCUGUGUGCGUACUUUGAAACCAACAACUUCCUGUCCACUAUGAUUAUCAAGUUUAUUUAGUACAUGUGUUUCAUGAUUGAUUCAUGUGACCAGUGAUAUGCGUCUUCAUAUGAUAUAUUUUCUUUUCGCUUGCUGUUGUAGUAUACUUCUAGAAAGAGAGCCUUUGGCUAAUUAGUCUCCUUUUAUUAUAUAUCCCAAAAGCUUUAGUUGCUGCUAUUCUUUUCGGUAAUAUUUAAAUGCCAGAAUAAUGCAACAACCAAGCCAUUGUAUUUAGAAUAAUUAGAAUUUGAUCUUUCUUUGGGCCAGUUUGUGAAUUUUGAGCUGACCACUCUCACGACUAUUCUGCUAUGGAAUUUACAGAAUUCAAUCUAAGAACUGAGAUGCUACGCAUUGGUAGCCUUUUAAUCUUGUUAAAAUUGGAGCAGUUUUAGCAACUAGCUUAAUUACUUUCCAAUUUGUGAACAUCUUCUGUAGUUUGAGAUAUUCUCAUGAUGCAAUAUGUUAACCGAGAAUGGUUUUUGUUCGUGAAUAGAUUAUGUUGUUUGUCAUAUCGUUGUGGAUGGAUUUUGAAAAAAGAAAGAAAUAACGUAACACUGGUGGGUUGGAGACAAUGUUAAUUAAAUAUUUUCACUUAGAUAAAUGACAAGAUAUGUCUGUUUUAUGUGGUGAAAAGAGGCUAUAAUUUCCAUGGUUGGAGAGAGUUUUGCAAGAGGAUAUCAAUCCACUUACGAGAUAUUUUUAUUUGGAUUAAUAUCAUUUUAGGGACUAGAUGAUAGGUUCCAGUAAAGUCUUUCAAAAAAGAUAUUCCAGUAAAGCCUUUGGGGUGUUUUUUUUUAUUUUUGGAAAGGGCUGGUUUGAAGAUUAUUUUGACUAGCGACAGUAUCACAGCUUCAGUGGACAUUGAGGAGGGCUCAGACAAUCUACAAGCAAGAAAAAAUAUUGUUUGUGUAUAUUGUCGCUCACUCACUAUGGUGUGAUUUUCAAAAGUUAGUCUGUAUGUGUAUGUGUAGAGUUAUAACCUAGGUAUGCCUUUUCAUUUUGCACAUAUCAACAAAAAUUUAAUCAAAGUGUUAGGUUUGUUAUAGCAUCAAACUGUUAGGUUUGUUAUAGCCAAUGUAAUCUUCGCAUUUAUCAUGCUUGGUGGUUUACUUCCUGAAUGCUAUUAUCAUAUUAAAAGUAGUGUCAAUGAAUGAUAAAAAUGAUAUCAUAAAUAAAUUCCUGCAAGACCAUUGUUGGUUUGGCGCGUUGUGCACUGGUCGAAGAGCUAUUUACUGAUUAAUUUGUGGUUACCAUGGUACUAUACGCGAUGGCAAAAUAAGUGACUGACCUUAUGCAUCAUGUUCUUAUUGUGAAGUCAGCUUGAUUAAGGUGUCACUAAAGUUAUGCAGCUUAUAGUUUUAACUACCGGAAUCAGCAUCAAGCAGCUUAGGGAGAAGGUCACUUUACUCAGAAACCCUUUUUUUUAGCACCUGCAAUACCAUUACCACUCAAGCUGCAGGAAAGCAUCCCUUCCUAACACUCUACUCAGGCAUGCCUUUGCAACUUGGUCCUUCAUUGCGGAGACUUUUGACGACGACAACUGAGCAGCAUGCAUCGGAUAGCAUUUGACAAUGCAGGAAGCAUGCGGCAAUGCGUAUAUGAGGCGACCAGUGGUGCAGAUGGGGGAGGCAUGGCCAGCUAGCGGUGGGAAAGCAUACGGCAAGCCAGACAUCGCCUAUCGAGACCCACGGAAGAACGCAACUUCGCCUCCUACUCAGCGAGAGCUAUUUGGAGCGUUAUUCGGUUCGUUUGCAGUGAAUAGAAUGCAAUGCAUUAUUGAAAAAGUAGUCGUGUUCGUAGCGGUAUCAUAUUUCAAACAUAUUUUUAUAAUUAUACACUCAUACAUACCAUUAUACACUAUCAUAUAAUAUAACAUUUAUCUAUUUUUAUAAUUA